This is a messenger RNA of Carassius gibelio (silver crucian carp), 1319 nucleotides long. RefSeq lists its product as uncharacterized. Bases 225 to 1319 code for a protein of 364 amino acids. Gene Ontology annotation, cellular component: nucleus. NCBI's taxonomy places the organism in Eukaryota, Metazoa, Chordata, Actinopteri, Cypriniformes, Cyprinidae. The record is from RefSeq and is a predicted model, not a curated record. The transcript is spliced from 4 exons.
CGAAUUCUCCUCCAAGUACCUAAGCGAUCGUCAGCCGUCCAAUGGUUGAGCAGAGCUGAGCAGCGAUCAGCCAAUGGUUGAGCAAUGCUGAGCAGAGCUCAGUGCUCAACAGACCAAUCAUUGAGCGAGGAUCGGUAAACGUCAUCCAGCUGUAUGAGCUGUUUUAAAAAUACUGGCGGCCAUUGAUGAUCGAUUGGACUGUUUUCUUUACUAUAAGAUGAAACAUGGAGAAGCCUAGACAUCGGUGCAGCGUGUGCGACAAGACUUUCACUGAAAAGUCCAACCUGACGAGGCAUCUGAAGAUCCAUGCCGUCGCCAGGGAGACCUUUGACUGUGAUGUCUGCAGGAGGAGCUUGACCACCAAAUCAUCGCUGGUCAGCCAUCAACAGCAACACCAGUACCCCAACAUCGUUAUGUACCGGCAAGGAGAGGCCAGGCUGCAGUGUACAGAGGCAGCAAAGUCUGUGGCAGAGGCCCCCAGCAUUGUUGAUGACCCUACAUGGCUGGAUCCCAAGACAGCAGAGGCGAUGGCCAAGAGGUCCGGGGGUGAGCUGUGGAAAGGUCAGCUGGUCAUCGUGUUCGGGAAGUACGCCGGUCAGACCUUCAAGUGGCUUCUAGAAAACGAUGUCGGCUGGCUGGUGUGGUUGCUGUUCCAGUACUGCCAGCAGGGAGAGCAGAACGAGCUGUUAAAGUGGCAGAAGGAGCGACUGCUCGCGUACGCCAGAGAGUUCCCUCCGGUCACAUGGCACCUUGACAGGAGGUUGAAGAAAGCGCAAUCGAAGCCCGACCUCUCUCAGCAGGACCCCUACUAUGCCAGCGAUGCCGAGAUGUUGGUUGCUGCAGAGAGUGUCCUGGACAGGGCCGAGGCGUCGGUCAGCACUCAGCUGACCACCUGGGGAGAACUCGCCAGCUCUGUGUGCCAGGACGACAGGCCCGGACCCUCGUCCCUCCGAGAAACCUCGGAAUCCGGUGGCGUCGUGCUGGAGGGCUGGCAGAAGUUCUGGGAGCAGCCGCCUGAAUCCGCCCAAGCCCUUGGUAUUGCCCCCGCUAACAUCAAGUGGCUGAAGACCAACGAGACCUACGGGCUGUUCGAGAGGGCGUCCAGGUACAAGAAUGUCAGGGGAGAGAUGGCCGAGAGGAAGCUCUUUAAGGAGAAGAUGGAGUUCCACCCGCCACCACCUCCUAUGGCUGUCAAGGGAGCUGUGCCCAACAUGCUCUCCUUCUUCACCACCCCUGCCUUCUUCGGGCGCCCGGUCGGCGUGAUGAAGGCAUUGAUCCGCUGCCCCAACACCAACUGCCCCGCACCGCCAGAGUACUAA